Messenger RNA from Strongylus vulgaris, 657 nucleotides. Lineage: Eukaryota; Metazoa; Nematoda; Chromadorea; Rhabditida; Strongylidae. The record is from the annotation of a GenBank genome assembly.
AUGGGAGAGGGAGGUGGCGGUCGUCGCCACCAUCUGACUCUCGAGUCUGGAGAGCAUUUACUUCGAUUGUAUGCAUACAAAUCAAGUCCUCUCAGAACGGGUUUGUUUUACUUUCUUUCAAUAGCAACUUUUGGAAUAUUUCGCUUGGUUCUGCACUGGAAGCAAAAAUGGCAUAUAGCAUUUCGUGCUACUCGUUCAACUUUCGCGUUUGCCGACUUUAUCUAUAUAAUAGACGACCAUGAUGUAGAGGAAUUUCACCCUAUCGAGACGACGCGAAGGAGCUUCAGAGCACCUCCACUUGUUGUCCCUGGAGAAGACGGGUCUAUGCGCGAAGUGGACGAAAUUCGGUGGUUUGUAUAUCGUAGGCUGCAUUAUAUAUGGGUUGAAAGGGAGAAGAAGGUUUAUGACGAUAACGAUGAGAGGGAAGGUGAAUGGAUUACGCCUGGUGAUGUAAUGAGUCAGUCGCCUCCGCAUAUCUUCCAUGAAGCCAUUUCAAAAGGAACCGGUUUUAAUGAACAUCAGGUUUCUCAACGUCUUGCUACAUACGGGUUAAAUUCUAUAGAAAUAAAUCUUCGACCUGUGCCUGUUCUUUUAUUCAUGGAAGCAAUCUCACCAUUUUAUAUUUUUCAAAUAUUCAGGUGCGUUUUCCGAAUGUAG